GGAGGCGAAGCUGGGGGGGGGGGCGGGGGAUGCUUUGUCGCCGCUAUUCUAAGGGCUGCGGGGCUGCCUUGGACUUCCAGGCAAAGCGCGCCCGCCGCAGGAGGAGAAGCGGCGACCGCAGCCGGCGCCGCGGUUCCUUUCCGCAGAAGUGGGUAGGCUGGGGCGGAAGGGGUUAACCGCUGCCUGCCUCCCUCUCGGCUAGCGGGCGGUAAUUGCCGGACCAGGCGGCAGCCCGAGAGAAGCCGGUGGGGCUCGCGGGGGAAGGACGCCAGGUGCCUUGGGGGCAGAGUCCGUCAAUUGCCGCGGAGUCCUUGGCUGCUGGCUUGCUUUGUUGUGCGUGGUGCGUUUAUCUUCUUUUGCAUUUAUUCCCCCCCUCCCCACCACCACCACCACCACCACCACCUCCUUUUUUUUUUUUUUUCCCUUCCCUUGCUGCUGCUGCUGCUGCGGGACUUGCAGGUGUGCGCGUGGCAGCCCUGGAAGGAGCAGCUCUCCCGGGGUCUCGCUCCCAGCCUCCCCUAGGGCUGGCGCUGCUUCUGCUAUUGCGGCUGCUUCCGCAGCCCCUGAAAGUUUCCUCCUGGUACGGGCUCCCCUGGGAGGCCAUUGGGAGAGCCCCUCGCCCGGGGACCGCCGUGCCCCCCUCGCCACGCCGGGGCUGAGCGGUGGGGAAGGAAGAGCGCAUCCUCAAUUCAAGCAGAGGAGACGGCGAGGCUGGGGGUGGUUCCCCGCCUGCCAUUCGGUCCUGUCUGAUCUACCCGCUUGCUCUUGAUGUUCUGUGAAGGGGAAAGAAGCGGAUUUUCAAUGCAAGCCAAGUUGUAAAGGAGGCGAGGGGGGGGGGGGGGACCCUUUCCGUGCUGCGGGUUGGCGCAGCCCCCGGCAGCGCUCGGACCUGCCAAGAUUUCUCAGCUGGUUUUGGUCCCGUUUCCUUUCACCCAAGGAGGGGACCUGUGGACUCGGAAGCAAGUCCGCGGUCUGCCUUGCCACUGCGCCCCGCCUCGUUUGGUUUAAGGACAUUCAGGAUAAUCGGGACACCCUCGAGUAAGUAAGCAAGACCUGGGAGACUUGGCACUGAGCUGUUUUCUUUCCUGCUUUUAUCAAUGGAGUCUGAAUCUUACAAGGUUGAUAUGAAGAUGUACAUUCUGAAACACUGAAGCAGAAGAAGAGCUCCACCAGAAGCAAGAAUGAUGCACAGUUUCAAUCCGGUUCAUUUCGAGCAGUUUAAGUGUGGUGCCAUGAGAGAUGCUGUUGUCCAUGACAGGAUGGGAUUAUUAUGAUCAAAUACUCUAUUUUAACUUCACCCAGUGGCCAAGAGCUUCAUAUGGUAGACAGCCAAGGACUGGACUUUUACUAAUAGUGUAACAGGUUCGUGACCGAGGAGUAAACAACAUCGGUGGAGUCAUGCUUCACACGGCCAUAUCAUGCUGGCAGCCAUUCCUAGGUCUGGCUGUGCUGCUCGUUUUCAUGGGGUCCACCAUAGGCUGCCCAGCCCGCUGUGAGUGCUCAGCACAGAACAAGUCUGUUAGCUGUCACAGGAGGCGCCUGAUUUCCAUCCCUGAGGGUAUCCCCAUCGAGACCAAAAUCCUAGAUCUAAGCAAGAACCGGCUGAAGAGCGUCAACCCUGAGGAAUUCACAUCCUACCCGCUGCUCGAAGAGAUAGACCUCAGUGACAAUAUUGUUGCCAAUGUAGAGCCUGGAGCCUUUAACAAUCUUUUCAACUUGCGCUCUCUGAGACUGAAAGGAAACCGUCUGAAGCUAGUCCCGCUAGGGGUAUUCACAGGGUUGUCAAACUUAACCAAGCUUGAUAUAAGUGAAAACAAGAUUGUCAUUUUGCUGGACUACAUGUUUCAGGAUCUACAUAACCUAAAGUCCCUUGAGGUUGGGGACAAUGAUUUGGUUUAUAUAUCCCAUAGGGCCUUCAGUGGACUGCUUAGCCUGGAGCAGCUCACCCUGGAGAAAUGCAACCUAACAGCUGUACCAACAGAAGCCCUUUCCCACCUUCACAACCUCAUCAGUCUGCAUUUGAGACAUCUCAACAUUAACCUUUUGCCUGUGUAUGCCUUUAAGAGAUUGUUUCGCCUAAAAGACUUGGAGAUCAACUAUUGGCCUUUACUGGACAUGAUGCCUGUGAAUAGCCUGUAUGGUCUCAACCUCACUUCUCUCUCAGUCACCAACACCAACCUGUCUGCAAUACCUUAUUCUGCUCUUAAACACCUGGUUUACCUGACACACCUAAACCUCUCCUUCAACCCCAUAAGCACCAUUGAGGCAGGCAUGUUUGCAGACUUAGUGCGUCUGCAGGAAUUGCACAUGGUGGGGGCCCAGUUACGUACCAUUGAACCACAUGCUUUCCAAGGGCUCCGGUUCUUGCGUGUACUUAAUGUGUCCCAAAACCUGUUAGAAACGCUAGAAGAGAAUGUAUUCCAUUCUCCCCAAACUCUUGAGAUCCUCUGCAUUAACAAUAACCCCCUGGCUUGUGAUUGCCGCCUCCUUUGGCUAUUACAAAGGCAGCCUACCUUACAGUUUGGUAGUCAGCAGCCCAUGUGUGCCGGCCCAGACAGCGUCAGAGAGAAGCUGUUCAACGACUUUCACAGCACCGCCCUUUCCUUUUACUUCACCUGCAAGAAGCCCAAGAUACGAGACAAGAAACUGCAGUACCUGGUAGUGGAGGAAGGACAGACAGUGCAGCUGAUGUGCAAUGCCGAUGGGGACCCUCAACCCACCAUCUCCUGGGUGACGCCACGACGGAGGCUGAUCACAACUAAAUCAAAUGGAAGAGCCACGGUGCUGGGAGAUGGCAUGCUGGAGAUCCGAUUUGCUCAAGAUCAAGACACUGGGAUCUACAUUUGUAUUGCAAGUAAUGCAGCUGGGAAUGACACAUACUCAGCCUCCCUUACGGUAAAAGGAUUCACUUCGGACCGUUUCCUUUACGCCAAUAGGACCCCUAUGUAUAUGACAGACUCCAAUGACACCAGUUCCAAUGGAACCAAUGUGAACACCUUCUCUCUGGACCUUAAGACAAUACUGGUGUCCACAGCCAUGGGCUGUUUCACAUUCCUUGGAGUUGUUUUAUUUUGUUUCCUACUUCUUUUUGUGUGGAGCCGAGGGAAAGGCAAGCACAAAACCAGCAUUGACCUUGAGUAUGUUCCCCGCAAAAACAAUGGUGCUGUAGUUGAAGGGGAGGUUGCUGGACCACGGAGGUUCAAUAUGAAAAUGAUUUGAUGGUAUACUGCUAGCAGUGCUUUUUCUGUGGCAUUAUAACCAAUUAAACAUGCCUGGCAUGUGGAAUUGCUAGGCAGAGGCAGCUUAAUGCAGCUGUCACUGUGUCAAAUGGUUAUGUGGAAAUGGAAAGACUAUUUGGGGUUGUACAGUAGAGCCUCCUAACCUUGAGGCAUGUGUGUCAGGGCCUUUCAAAUAGUUGGUAAAUGGUACUAAUUGUUUGCAUUGCAAAUAUUGGCAUUCUGGGGAUCUCAGUAAUGAACGGUUGGCUCAUGUUCAUGGACAGUUGUUCAACAUUUUCUACCACUACAAAAAAGAAAAAGAAAGGAAAAAAAACCUACAGUGUAGGAUUUACAUAUUAAAAAAGACACAUUUGUCUAAAACAUACUCUACAGUGAAAUUUGUAUCUAUAGAUCUCAUUUGUUAAAGCCUUGCAUCAUACCUUAUAGUUGGUUCAACACCACAAAGAAACUGAGCUUAUCUUUUUUUAAUAUACAUAUAUACUGUGUCCAUUUUAAAGCAAUAUGAUUGAGAGGUUGUGCUUUGAGAUAUCCACCGAGACUGACCCAAGUGUGAUGUCACUCCUCCCCUUGACUACAGUCAAACCUAAAAUUAGACCUCUGUAGUUACUGAUGAGACAACACAAGAUACUUUUGUUCUCAUGUAGAAGACCAGAGAGACAUAGCUUAGGGCACAAAUGUCCUGUUCUGUUGAUCUUCUCUUCAUAUAAAUAAAAGGCAUGUGCCUAGUUUUGAUACAGAAUGGAAUAUUUUUUAUAUUUGUGAUAUCACACUGGACCAGUUUACUGUAACAAAGCCCUGGUUCUCAUCCAGGAGAGUCCAACCUACUAGGCGUAACAGACAUAUAAAGGAGAUAAAUUAUACUUUGAAACAAGAGAUCUGUUUUUGUCACCCCUUGGUUUUAAUUUCCAAGCCAUUCUUAAAAUGUUAACGUGUACUGGGGGAAAAAGAAAGAAGGUAAUGCAUUCUGUGUACUCCUAGGGACAUAUGGUCACCUUAGUAUUUGAGGGAGUGAAUUAAAAUGUACAAAAGCUCUGUUGAUAGGAAUGAACUCUUCUCAAAUGCCAAUAAACCAGAGGUAUCCAUGCAUAAUAUGAGGAUCAUGCUACUAAAGAAAUGUUUAAAACAUGAUAGCCUCCAAAAGGCCAAAGUACUGCCAGUUAUAAUGAACUUCUAGCCACUGUCAAUCUCAUCCCAUCCAUUAAUAAAUAACAUACAAACACAAAAGCUAAUUUCCAUUAACAGAUUAUUUCAAUCUGCCAUUUUAAUAAUUGUAUUGUCUUGGGUUUUUUAGGGACAAUGGCCCAGAGCAGGAGGGGGCAAUCUGGGUUUUUUUUUUCGUUUGUUUGUUUUUGUGGAGGGGAGAAGGCAAGGGGAACAUUGGUUAUCUUUAUAUAUGUGUUUGUUUUAUUUCUCUAAAGAUCAUACAAAAAGGGCUUGGAACUGGAACUGUAAUGUCAACUCAUUGUACUGUUGGUAUCAAAAAAGAUAUUUUAGAGUACUAGUAUUUUCCAACUCUUGAUAGGAGGGGGUAGUGUUUAACCACCUUGUAAUGUCCUGAUAAAUAUGAGCCAUAGAUUAAUUUAUUUAAAUGUUUGGUUGACAAUUAUAUAUGAUUUAUAAUUAUUUGGAAUAACUUGAGUAAGAAUUAUAAUCAAUGUAUUUAACUAGAAUGAGUAUGAAAUCAACCUAGGGUAAACUGUUCAAAAGUGCCUAUGUGACUUGGGAGCCUAAGUCUCAUUUUGAAAAUUUAACAUGAACACUUUGGAGCAUAAAUCAGAUUGACUGACUCUGAUUGGGACUUAGCCACUUUUGAAAAUGUUACCCAUGUUCUUUGGCUGAGAUUUUCACAGCAGAGCUAUGGGAUUUAGACACAGUUCUUCUAUUGCUAUAAAUAAAGAGGGGUGUUUAAAUCCCCUAGGCUACAGUCUGUCCAGGCAGAUCCCUGAUUCAGAUGCAGGAUCAGGACCUAGACUGCAUUGAAAAUCUCAACCUGUUGUUUUCAGUGGCUGAUCUCCAUUUAAACCAUUGCUACAUUUCAUGUAGUUUCAUGUAGUUCAUGUAGGACUACGGGGGUGUUCCCUUUUUUUAUGCACCACAUUAGAUUACUGGGGAUUUAUAUGGUGGGGACUAAUCCUUUUGUCCUUUGAAAUUCUAUGGAAUUUUAAUGAAAUGAAGUGAUCCCUGAAUAAACAUGUGACAACAGAAAGAUUGUUUUUGCUGAUCAAACCACAGAGCCACUGAAACGCUAUUGUAUGUUUAUAUGGAUAGUAAAAUAAAUAAUGAGGGGGAAAAGAUGGCUGAAUUAUCAAUUGGAGACAUUUCCAUUUGCCUUUCCCUUGUAAUUAUCAUUUAUCCAUUAGCAAUCCAUUUCCCCUGUAGUGAUGAUGACCUGAUUGAACUCUGACAAUAAAAUCAAUGUUUUGAGCAAAAGUGCUGCUGAAUUCUGGUUUAGGUGGUUGCUACAAAUCCAAAUGGAUGGCUUUUUUAAUUGUUUGUUUAUUUUAAAUUACACAAAAAAGGAAAAAGAAAGUGAUGGGAAAAUCAGGAGGAGCAGUAUUCAUAGAAAUUAAUCUAGAAUGUAUUGUGUUUUCAAGUUUAACUACUACCCCACUGCUGAACCCCUCCCUUUCCCCCCUCUUCCCUACCCCACCUGGAAAAAGUAUCUCAGAAGUAAUGAAAUAGUUAUUGUCCUGUUAGGGUAUCUGAUUGGUAGUGGAAUUGGCAACUUAAAUGAAAAAUGAUGUGAGUAGUAAAAUCCAUAACUAUGCAGGCCUUGCAGAGACUUAGUCCAUAGGACAACACGCAGCAAGAGAUAGAGGAUUGUAGUACAUUCUGGGCUUUGUUGUCCGAACACCGCUGUUUGCUCAUGGCCUGUUUCUGUUUCCUUUGCAUUAGGUAGUACACUACUCCUUUAGACAGCCCCAUUUAUUUCAUUGGGACUUUGCAAAGAGUAAGGUACCACUUAACAUGAGUAAAGAUGGCAGAAUAGGGCACCAAUCAUUUUAUCCCCAUUUUGUUUUUUGGCUUCCCAUAGACCUGAUGCUAUAUUUCUUGGGCAUCUGCCAAUGACUUCACUGGGUGAGCAAAGAAUGCAGGUUCUGACUCCAGGUAAGCACUUCGCUGCUCUGUUUGGAAACAUAUGGGAGCAGUGACCAGAUGAGUAUUUAUUCUGUCCUUUAUGCACUUCCAAUCUAUAUAAAUUUGGACCAGCUGCUCACCUGCCUUUGCAAGCAGGGAGUGGCUGCAGCUUCCUUUACUGCAGGCCAGUUUAGUUUCAGAGGAAUUGAAUUGAGUUUAAUGGGAUUGCUGCUGCUGCUCAGGGUCUACCCUAGCGUAUUCCAAUGCAUGAUUGGGGCCUGCCAGUGAAUGAAAGUGAGCACAAAUUGAACACUUAGCCCUAGCUUUUACUUGUCUUUUGUCUACCUCUAAAGAGCUGGUUGUAAGGACUUACAGACAGUACAAAUGCAAGUGGCAUCCCGGGGUGAUUAAAGCAUCAGAACUGUGAGCAGCAGCAAUGCAGUACGUGGUUUUUGAAAGGAAGAAGUUGGAAGAGUUGAAAGCAGCAGAAGUCCCAGGGGGAGAAUGCAUCAGAGGGACUGAAGAAAGGAGGCUCAUCAUUCACCCCACUUCUAAAAUCUGUAAGACCCAGACUGCAUCUCCCAAACAAAUAAAUCCCCCUGCUUUGACAAGCAAAGAUCACAUUGUGCCCCUGCCUUGUAAUCUACAGCAUGCAUGAAUACUGUGACUCCCCAACACUGCAUUAAAAAGGAAUUUGGAGCAAUAUCAAACUGAAAUCGUCACAAGGUGAUAUUAGAACAUUAUGACACUAGGAUCAGGAUUAAGGGCAACCAGCACCCAAGUACACUGACAUUUCUAGACUUUCAGCUACCCUGUGUGAUACGGUGUACAAACCCCACACUGGGCCCGAAGAGGUUAAAGGACAGUACUGGGCCCAGGUAGCCUCACCUCUCCAGACCUGCAGAGCAUGCUCCAGCUGGAGCAAAAGCUUAAAAGGGAGCAACUCACUCAGAAGGGGAAGAAGACAGACUUACCCUGAGGUCUUCUGGACAAGGGUGCCUAAGAAGCAUCCCUGUUGGAAGAGGGCUGCAUGCUGAGCUCGGUUAGGGCUGAAGGUUUAGUUGACUGUUUUUUUGUUAUCAAUAUGGGACUUGGAGCUGUGAGGAGAGAGAGAUGGUAGGAAGUGCCCCAGGGAGGGUAACUCUGAGAGCACUCCAGGGUGCCCGAGACUGCUGACUGUCACAGGGCUCUGGGUCGCAGCCCAGUGGGGUCGGAGGGCCCAGGCUCCCCUGCCAGCUGCCCCUGCUGCAUGGGAGCAUAAGCACAUUCCAGUCUCACCCCCCUCUGAUACAAAGAGGGCAAAGAUGCUGCAAACCGAAGGUGAAGCUAAACCCAUCCUUUGGUGAGGAACUGGACUGAAAGGCCUUCCUGCUGAGAGGCAAUAUGGGUGUACUAACCACUAGACUACCUGGUCCACUGAGAGCUCUAUGACACCCUACAAUACAUUUUUGUUCUGGCCUUACUCUUCAGCCAGGCAACAUCCACUGCCAACAUUCUCCCACCCAUCAACUCAGCUGGACUCACUGAGUUUCCUCCCAUCCAGGCAGCCCAGCCUUCCUGAACAGACCUAUCCUUCUUCUGUAUUCUGCUUGUAGAUGUCAAUAGCUGGCAAUGUUUUCAGAAACCAUUAUUGAAAUAAGGCAGGUAAUUAGGAGCUGUUAGACGGGUGGUGGUGCAAUAUGGUGUGUUAGGUGUGGGGCAUUUGAAGCUGUCUCUAAAGAUUCCCUCUAUUACAUGACCCAAAAUAUACAUUUUCUUUCCUAUAUAUUGCAUCAUGACAUGGAUCUGCAGUGAUACCAUCACCAUACAGAAAGAUAUGAAUCACACCCUCAACAUUGUGAAAUUACAUAGAAAUCCAGUUAUGGGAGACACUCUAAACACUCAUCAUUAUCACUGCACAUUAUUGAUAAAACGGGAGCACCCAGAAGUCCCACUAAGGAUAGCACCAGCUGUGCUAGGUACUCUAUACACUGAUAUAUACAUGUUCUCUGUCCUGAAGAGCUCAUUUUCUAAAAAGACAGAUAACACUUAUUAACUGGGGAAAAUGCCAACACACACUAUUUAUGUACAAAUAUAUGUUCCCCCAUAGUGAGCUUUAUAGCAUUAUUUGCUGAAGAUUUUGGGCUUGUUUCAGUGAAGCAGUCUAACAUGUGUAUGCUCCUCCAAACCAACCACCAGGUCUCACAAAAGGCUACCUCCAGCUACCCUUGGCUUCCCCAUCUGUGUUGUCACCUUCAGGAAUUCAUGUUUGCCAGCACCCCUUCCAUUGUGAUUGGGAGGAGGCCAGUAGUCCUGCGCUCCACUCUGGAGUCUUCGAGGCAUGCCUCUUCCUUCCGUAUCCCUCACUGUGGUGAAUCCACUUGUUCCAUCUUUCUGCUAAUGGUAAUUAGUUCCUCUGUCUUUACUCCAAUCCUUCCAUGGUGUCACUCCCUUUCUUUUGUGAUGUCUUUCCAGCCUAUGGGGUGGCAAUUCUGGCUCUUCUCCACUUCCUCUUCCUGCUGCCUCCUCUCUCUUCUUACCAGCUCAGCUGAGGAGUGAGUGAGGAGGGUGAAGGUCACCAGCGCCAAUCCUUCCCUCUGGGUCUUAAUUCUUAUCUCCUAAAACCACCACCUGGGCAGCAACAAGAAGUUAGUGCACUACACACAGCUGUUUUGCUGUAAUGCAGCUUCUGGCCAAACACUGGAUCCCAUGGCCUGUAUCCCCAAGAUUCAAGGGUAGUCCUCCCCUGCUCUGGGAGAGCCUGUGGUGAGAUAGACUUAAGAAAGAAUAACUGAAUAAGCCAUUUAUUUCAUUCAAUAGUAAGAGAAGAUUAAUUGUUGCUAGUGCUGGGUUAAAAGUUAAAUAACCGCCAUGGGGAAUAACAAACUAUGUGAUAGAUCAACCGAUCAUUGGACUGGUUGCUGGAGGGUCAUUGAGGAGAAUGGGUGAGAUUUUUCAAAGCCAUAGCCAUUUGGAUGCCCAGCUCCCAUUAAAUGUAAUAGGACUUGUGCACCCAAAUCCUUUAGGCAGUUAUAAAAAUCUCAGUUGGUUGUUUAGGUGAUUUCCUCUCCAUUUGUCUUUCUUCUAGCUCGUCACACAUGCACCCUUCACAUGACUUUGACCCCAAGUACAGAUUUGGAGGAGUUUCAUUGAGUAUUUGGGAUCUAGAGCUCCAAGUAGAAUCUUACGAUGUAUGAACCUUGCCCAAGAACUAGGUUUGAAUUAUCUUUCCCUGCCAAUGAAACCAGCCAAGUUUUGCACACUUCUCCUUGCUAUUGAGAUAAUCACAUGCCGACAGCAUCUGUAGGUUAAAUUAUUCUGAUUUUUUCUCCUUUUACUAAAAGCAGGUGCAUUGAUAGAAUGCCAGCCUGAAAUAGAAAUCUUUAUUUAUAGCAUGAACAGAAUGAGAAAAGCACUGGAAUAGUCAAGAAAAGGUUCCAUUUUAUUUUAUUUUAAGGAAAACUUUGUCCCUAAUCUGCAAAAUAGAAGACAACAGAUGAGCAGAUUUUCAUCUUGUAACUUGCUAAUUGACAUUUUAUUCUAACUGGUGCCAAAAUGUCUGUAUCCAAUGAGCAAACGUGUUAGUGCAAAAGAACUGAAGCCAGACUUAUCUCAAUUAGGCUAGUGUAAAUCACAAUCAUUAUAAUGGUGGCCUUCCUGAUUUACAUUGGUAAAGCUGAUAUUGGAAUCUGGUCCUUUAUUUUCUAUACUAAGAGGGCUAGCAUGAAAAACAUGCAGAAUGUAUGUUUUAUUUAUUUUUCACUUCACUGGCAUACCUUCUGUUCAGAUUGCUUUAAUAGUAACCAUUGCUGGUUGAGCAGGAGAUGAUAUUCAGAUUUGCCAAUAAAUAAAUUAACACAACAGACCCAAACUAACAAGCUGUACAUGCUAUGUGCGGUAAUAGCAAAUCAGCUGCCUAUAUACUCAUGUAUAAAUCCAGAAUUUUAAGCUAAAAUUUCAAGUUAACUGUUGGGGAGGGGUAAGUUUAUACAUGGGAUAAUGCAGCAUUAUUUCGGAAUGCAAAUUAUUAUUUAAUAACAAAUACAUUUUAUUAUGGUAGUUAAUAGGCCAGCAAGAUGGGACACUCACUGUGCUUAGCACUAUACAAACUUAGUAAAUGACGGUCCCUGCUCCAAAAUAAUUUACAAUCUAAAACUGUCUUAUAUGCAAGUAUAUAUGAUAACAAGUCUCUCAUUGUUUAGGGAGGGGUUGCCAUAUAUUAUAAAUAUUAUAAUAUUGUGAUACAUACUGAAAUCCAUCUGCAAGAAUCUGUAGUUCAUAUGUUUAUGUUUGUGUGUGCAAAAAUAAGUUACAUUUGAUUUUUUUUAAACUUGUGAUUUUUUUAAAAUGUGAUUUAACUUUUUAAAUGUGAUUUUUUAAAAAGUGAUGAGGUAAAGCAGAAAAACAGUUGUGUGUAUUUAUUUUAAUAUAUAUGGUCAUAAUUACGGAUGGGAAAUGAAACAGUCUGUUGUUAUGAUCUAUGAAGCAGAUGGCAACUUGGGUUGGUUGAAAGCUUGUUUCAAAUAUUGCUAAUGCUAAUGACAAAGAGCUUUGUUUCUCAUGAGAACUGUCCUGAAUGUCAUUUUUUGUUUCAUUUGUUUGUUCUUAGGGCUUAUGUCACAGUGUGUAUCAUACAUAGCCAAAAUACCAAUCCUAAAUAAAUAAUUCCAUGGACUUGUAAAACUUACUGAGAAAACUGAAGAAAGUUUACACUUCCAUCAUAACUGUUUGCUUUCUUCCAGGGGGUAUGAAAUGUAACCAAGCAAAGAAAAUUGUAGUCUACUCACAUUGAGUCCUGAGUCCUUAGUCCAAACUCUACAUGAAGGCUAAGAAAAGUGUGACGAACAACAUAAUUCAUCUUAAAGUGGAUCUUGAUAAGUUACGAAUGGGAUUAUUUGACGAGGUUCUCUCCAAUAGCAGGGGACUGGACUCAGUGAUCCAGAUGGUCCCUUCCCAUUCUAUGAUCCUAUCACAAUCAUCCGCUAUAGGCUUGAACCCAUGACCUUUUGAACUAAAAGUAUGAGCCUGUACUGCUUGAGGUAAAGAACUAAAACUCCCAAGCUGGUAAGUGUAAUAGACCCUUUAGCCUCUAAUGUGCACCAGUCCUAGUGGGAGACCAAGUCCCACAGUGUGGCUUUGGGUAUAAAGAACAUCACAAUACAGCCCCAAUAUCAGGAAGAUGUCCUCAUUUACGAGUUUCUCUGACUGUGGGAUAGCAUCCAGGGGAGUAGGGGAAACUCUUUUCUUGUGUCAUUUAGAACUUCACCAGAUAAAGCACUCGAGAACAUGAAAGAGCAGGGAGAUGGAUUGUAUGACCUAGCAGGCUUUUUCCAUCUCUCAUGUGUUUCUAUUAUUCUAUAUUUUUUAAAAAAGCAAUUCUGCCACGAUUCACUAAAGUAAGCUACUUCACAUAAUGUUAGACCACAAAAGUGAAAGGAUAUUUAUCUGCCUGCAGGAUAAUAUCUAAUUCUAUGUUGCUGAUGGCAUAAUUCAGCCAUCAGCACAGGACUUCAUUGCUUUUGAGUUCUGUCUCCCAGCUAGCAACAUCUUAAAACUCCGAGGCAUGGGAAAAACAAGAUGUACAAGCCACGUCCCCAGGAUAGGUAUGGAGAGGGGGGAUUUCCAUGUACAAAGUUCAACCCUCCAUCCCUACCUCACAUAGUGCUCUCUGUAGGGUCAAGGGCAAGCAGAAAUUAAGCCCAUGAUGGGAAGAGGCAGGCAGGACCCCUGCAUACCAGCCCCAUAGAGAUUACAGCGGGAAGGUAAGACAGCCACAGACUGUAUAUUGCCUUUUCUGUGGAGCCUUCUGUGCUGAGGAAUCUCCUCCUUAAAGUUGGAUCCCAGGAGAAGCCCUAGUAUCAUGACUCCAUUGAAAACACAUUGCCAGGAGGUAGGGUGACUCUACGGGAUUUGAAAGUGAUCCAAAUCUUCUAUUCCUUCUGGAGCUCUGCCACCACCCCCAUAAACCUCUGGGGUGAACUUGUGGAGUUUUCUUCCAUCUUAUCCAUCUCAGGUUUAUGGAGAGGAGGCAGGCAGCCCAGACUUAUCUUACUUCACAUCAUUGGUUUUCCAAAAUACAGUCCCUUGUGUGGGAUCAAAUUGUCUGCUGGGGAGAAACAAGUUAGAGCAGAAAGAGCUGUACUCAGCAUAUAUUACUCAGCAGGGGUAAAACCAGAGGAAGUUUUACCAUGUAUUUCAAUAGUGCCAGGAUUUCUCCUUAUCUUCCUCAUGAUCAGUGCUGUUGAAAAGAGUCAUAGGUAGUGUCCUGACCUAUCCCGACUGUCAGAAGUCUCAUCUUCCCUUGCACAGUGAGAAGGAGCUAGAGGAAAGGAGAACUACAUACCAAGAGUUUUGUCAGGCUGUGCUGUCAGAUAUAGAACAGCCCUUUGCUCACUUUGGAGCUUUUAUUUGCAGGGUCACUGAAUUAAGGUUUAACUGCUUGUUGCUGUAAAAACAUUACUGACUAAAGCAGGGCUCUUUGCACCCCGAGGGAUUUAGCUUGAGGAAGGAUAGGCAUGGUGUUAUCACAGCAGGUUGAAGACCCACUGGAAUCUCAUUGAUGGGAGCAGUGAUAUGGAGGCUGAAUCAGUGCUCUUCUCAGUUGUCCUGACAACAUCUCCACACAUAUUUGAGACAUGCCCCCCCCCCAUGCUACUUUCUUUUCCUCAGCAGAAGGAAGGUUUUGGCUGCUUUCUGCCACUGCAGUCUCCUCCCGUGGCAGUGUUAAUGCCAGGGACCUCCACCAGUGUCUACACUGGUCAAAGCUGGUAUUAGACCUGAGGUGAAUUGGCUUAUUUUCAUUUUCCUUUCUUUUCCUUUCAAUCUGAGAAUACCAUUGCCAGUCUGCAAAGAUGCAUUCAUCUUCAGCAUGAUAUGGUAGAAGAACCAUCCCACCCCCCCAAUGAUCUGAUAAUGCUGCAGUUUGGAAAGAUGCACAAGAUGUCUUGAAAGAACUCUUCCACCUCUAAUUUUAUGAUUCUUUUAUGCCGUUAUGGUUCCUUUUCUGGGCUACCUGAUGUUGUCUCCAGAAAUAUAACCUGUUCCAAUAUCACAAGUUAUCAUCUGGUCUUGUCUGAUGUAUCCAUUAGAGAACAGCAUCACCACCACCCCAGGCACUAAGUCACUGGCAACCUCCUUGAAAAUUUCAGCACAGGAACUGAAUGGGCAUGGAGAAUGAACUUCUCUCUCCCAUAAAGCUGACCCCUUCAGAAGAGGUAUGAGACACAUUGGCAAGUCAUAAUAAGUAGGUUUCUGCUAUCUCCGUCUGGGCUGUAGGAGUUUUGCAAGAGAUUUUUCAAAAGCACCCAAUAUCUAGGAGCCAAUUUCUAUUGAAAAUCAGUGAUCUCUAUGUGCCUGGAGGCCCUAGGGAUUUUAAAAAUCUCUUUCAAGAUGAAUAGAAGACUUCAGUCCCAUGACUAUCAAUCAUUGAAAUUGCCUUUAAUAAAUAAACGUUUAAAAAGAAGGGGGAGGGUGAAAUACUUGGAUAUUUUCCCCCUGCAUCCACAUCAACUACUAUUUCUCUUACCAGAUACUUGAUUCAACAUGGUUUCAUGUGAGCUGGGAAGACAGGUAUGGGAGAGUUGAAAGCCUUUCAUGUUUAAAUGACAGAUUGCAUCCAAAGGUUUGUCAGAUCUCAAGUGAAUGCAUCUUUGAAGAGGAGAGGGAGGAAGGGAGAGUAGAAUGCGGCACAUUUGUUAAUAACCCCUGGUCCCAUAAGAUUACUCCUGUGUGGAUAGCUCACCUAUCCUUUGAACCAUAUAACCCCUGUAUUUAGCCUUCCAUAUUGGGGUCACGUUUGGAGUGGCUGUACAAGGGGGGCCUGUGUAUCCCUUGCAUUCUCUGGAUUGACGGAAUGUGUGCUCACUUUUCCAGGAUCCACUGGGUGUUGACCAAGGGUCAGACUCCUGGAUCCAGAAACCACAUGCAUUGGCCACAGAGGGCAACAAGCUCCCCUGUCGUGCCCAGAUUGGGGUCAAUUCCUUCUCCCUUAAACCCCAUGGAGCUCCCCACACAAAGCCAGAGUCUUAGUCUCUGUGUUUGGGAGGGUCCAGUUUCACCCUUAGUAAUUAAGGAGAAAUGGUACAGUAAUGAGUUAGUGAAACACAAAGUCUGAUGAUAGCGAGGAAAUGAAAUUGAAGCUCUGAUAGAAGACGAUGUGACACUGGUAUUUAACACCUUGCCUCAGUACGGGGAUCCUGUCAGGGUUGCAAGACCUGGAUCAGCAAUUAACACCUAAGGGAGUCAUUUAGCUAGUUAGGGCUGUAAUCACCAGCUGGAUGAUCUUAUUUACUUCAUCAAAGUGGAAGUUAUAUUUGUGAGCUAUUUUCCAAUAACUUUGCAGUUUAUAUUUUUCAAAGCACAAGUGAUAGAGCACACUUAUUUAUUAUAGGAAGACAAUGCUAGUAAAUUUAAUCUAUUACUUUUGCUACGAGCUAUUAGCUGUAUGUACAAGACUAAUAAGUUACAUCCAUUAUAUAAAGUGUUCCUAUUUACUAAAACCAAACAACAUUUCCGCUUACAAAGCUACCGCACUAGAUUGAAGUAUGCACAAUGCAUCAAUUCUAAUGUCCUGUUGGUAAUUCAUUUCUUGAGCAGAGAACAGGCUUGCACUGCAAAGAGUUUACAGACACAAUACACUCCUUUGAUUUAUAUAAGAGCUUUACUUAAUGGGGCUCAUGGAGUCUGAUUGUCUUUGCUAUAGUGGAUUGGCAGGCUGUCACAUUUUGCUAAAAGAAAUCUGAGCAGCACUGUGUUUCUCUGGGAUGGGUUUAGCUGUCAGAAAGAGUUGAGGCCUAAUAGUAUAAGCCCAGGUCUGGGAACCAGAUAUUUCCAAGUUUUAAUCAAAGCACUAAUACUGAGUCUGUGCCUUUGCCUCAGUUUCCCUAUGUAAAUAGGGAUAACAAUAUUUACCUUUAAUAGGGAAUAGUCUUCCGCUGAGCUCAAGGGUUAAAAACCUAGGGAGCUGAGGUGUUCUACUAGUUGCAACUAAGGAGUGAAAAUUCUUUACACAUGGUACCAUUAAAGAAAGACAUUUAGACAGAUACUUGAUAAAUGCUCAGAAAUCCAAACAAGCUCUACAAAAUUUUCCCAAAAAUGAUGCUUGGGUGGGUGGUAGCAGUGGUCUACUCUAUACUCAGUGGUUCCUCCAUAUUUAGAAUUGGAAUAACAUGUUUGUUAAGAUGUUUGCAGAGAAAUUGCAAUGUAUGAUCUGACAUUUUGUGUCAAAGAAACACAUUAACCAGCCUUUCCCUUUCCCCAACUCAAUGCUUUAUCACUUAUACAGACAAGUUAAUGCCUAGUUUAAAA
Dermochelys coriacea (leatherback sea turtle) is the source of this 15602-nucleotide messenger RNA. It is a transcript of the gene LINGO2, whose product is annotated as leucine rich repeat and Ig domain containing 2. Bases 1399 to 3219 code for a protein of 606 amino acids. Gene Ontology annotation, molecular function: protein binding. The transcript is spliced from 5 exons. NCBI's taxonomy places the organism in Eukaryota, Metazoa, Chordata, Testudines, Dermochelyidae. The record is from RefSeq and is a predicted model, not a curated record.